Messenger RNA from Apis florea (little honeybee), 4547 nucleotides. RefSeq lists its product as uncharacterized. NCBI's taxonomy places the organism in Eukaryota, Metazoa, Arthropoda, Insecta, Hymenoptera, Apidae. The record is from RefSeq and is a predicted model, not a curated record.
CACGUUCAUAGGAGCGGAAGUCAAGUACACAGAAUCAGGAUCGGAAGUAAUUCCAGUGGCCGAACUCUGUCAUGGUAUUGUUAGUCGAUCUGCUGAAUAAUAAUUGACAUUCGGUAUAUUUACACGGUCACGAUCGCAAAGUGUCAAUAUCUUUCCGGAUGGAAUGGAAACGUCACUCGGUAGCUUUAACUCCGUGACAUGGUGUUCGUUCAGUAUUUGCCGUGAAUCUAUGCCCGUGACUUCAUCCUCGUUCCACAGAGAAAAUGGGCUGUGCAGCUAGCAGAUCAUCGUGCAAGAAGGGUGGUAUUCGAUUAACGGCUACGAGGCUCACUUUCACCAAAGGUCAGCUGUGCAACCUGAACACAUAUUUCCGUAAACUGGUCGACGAGGCUGAAAACGAUGUCUCUAACCCCGUUUUUGCGAUCGAAGCCACAGUGGAAAAAUUGAUUCAACGUUUAGUGCGGGGUGCAAGCGCUCUCGAUCCAAGAUUCUCGUCCAUGUUCCUCGUUUCGUUGAACGAGCCACGACGAAUGAAGCGACUCAGGUUCGAGUAUCUGUUACGGAUAGAUGCAUUGUCGAGCUCGAGUUCAAAUCGUCCCGAGCAGGGAAUCGCGAUCGAGGAAGAUGCGUCUUCACCAGGCUUCAUUCAUUUAAAGAUACUUAGCCUCGAUGAUAAGGAAAUUUGGAGGGAGUAUGUGGACGUCGCGGGAAGGUUGAGAAGGGAUCUCGUGAAAGCGAAAUUAGCAAAUUUAUUAGCCGCAGCUAUAAAACAUGAUACCCCGAUUGAUCCGGAAGACGACAGAGUUUGCGUUUCACCUGGCCAAGUAGUCGACGCCGAUAUCCUCGAUAAAAUAUUGAAACAGCCGGACCAUUGCCGGAUAUUCUACGGCCCAGGUAUUUCGAACGAAUCGUUGCCGAGGAGGCGUAAUCGGGUGGCCAUGAUCGAAGACAGCGAGGGGAUAUUGGUCAGAAUCGGCGUGGACGGUGUCAAGCGUGGCGAGGUCGAGGUCAGAUUAUUAAUCGGGAUCGGAUUGUCGUCGUGGCCCGCCUCGGCGGAUUAUCCUCAACGAAUACCACUCUAUCAUUGCGAUGCUCUCCUUCAUUACACCGCAGCGCAAAGCGGUAUGUACGCGGUGGCCGUUGGCCCGUAUUCCGGCGCACGUUGCGAGAACCGAGCCACUCUGUGGAGGGUGCGGGUUCCGGCGGCCGAGAAAAUUAUGAGCCAACACUACGCCUCCGACAGUGUGCCUUCCCUCACCGAAUCCGUGCUCCUCGAAAUUUUGUACGAGCUACGGGAAGGCGCAGGUGAACAUUUUUCUCAGGUGAAAACGGAGCUUGGAGCUCGGUCGUCAGAGGUCGCGCGUCUACGAGUAGUCUCCAGACACAUCUUAAGAACGGUGCACCGUUGGAGGCUGGAAAGGGGCGGACCGGAUCCGUUGACGAGCUGGGCGCCCGAUACCCUCUCGCGUCACGUUCUAUUAGCGCUGGACGAGUUGGUCGCCGCUCUGAAAUGCCAGAGCUUGAGGUGUUACCUUCAUCCACGGUGCAACGUGAUGCUGCAAUGCGUGAGAGGUGGAAUACCGCAUCACGAGGAUUCUUACGCCUCCGAUUGCCGAUCGUUGGAAUCAUACUUGGAAACGCUUCGCUCUUACUCCUUCUCGAUAACGGGUGGCGUGGCCAGGCCAGUGGAUCUUAUGGAGAACGAGCUCAUCGUUGGAUGGCGCGAGAUCAUGGCCGCGUUGCCCGGAAGACGAGCCCGGUCGAGCAACGACGAUUGUCACGGGUACAGCGAGAGGCAGUUCGAGUAUCUGACCAUGAUCGUGGAACAGGCUCUGGGCGCAAAGGACGCUUUGUCGCAGUUUACUUUCCACGUAGGCGAUUCGGAUAAUCGCAGCUGCUCGAACUUGUCGUAUUGCGCCACGGAACGGGUGGAAAGUCUCGUGUUCCUGUUGAGGCUGGUUUCGACGCAGGCUUGGGCUCGCGUGGUAACGGAACGAGAGACGCGCGAUCGUUGCGCGGAGUCGAGGAGGAAGAGGCGUUGGGCCGGUCGCUUCGAUUACUCGGUCGGGCUUUUGAUCGAUGCCGUUAGAAAGGAUCGAGAAACGGACUUGGAAUCAACGCGUGUGAUGACCAAGAUGCUUCUGCAUUGGCUGCACUUGGGCAUGGACAACGAUCGAAAGAUCCUCGAGCCUGUUCUGCGUCCGUAUUUGGACAAUCUUUUCAACGGUACGCGGGAGCACGGUUGGCUGGCUUCAUCCUGGAGGACGAGGCAAGAAAUUUGGCGUGGCGAGAUGGGAUCGUUGUCGAUGUUUUGCAAAUCGGUGGUAACCGAGGAAAUUACACCCGGCCACGGGAUCGUGGAUUACAUGUCCAAGGGGUGGCGUUGGGCCGAAAAUAUGGCGAGGAUGAUCGAACGUUCGGGGAAUUGUUUGCGCCUGAUUUUCCUCCCAGGGGACAAAGCGAUUAAAUUCGAUCUAACGUUUGCGGGGAACAAAGGGCCCAGCUCGUUCUCAACGUGGAGCAAGGUUAGAAGUGUCAGCACGAUCACGAGGAGGAGGAGGAGGAGCGCAUAUCCCAGAGCCAGCGAGUUAUUCGAUUCUCUGACGGGAUCGCAGAGUACACCGUCUGACAAUAAUGGGGUUGCAGGACACACGGAAUUGAGGGAUGCCAGCCCUUUGACGUAUGUCGCGUCGAUGAGCAGGUCCCGAGCUCGACACCGCGGACCCGGCGAUCUAAUCUCCGCCAUCGUCUCCCUCGGCAAAUUCAGGGUUGUGCAAGAAGCGGCCGCCUUUUUGCCACGAGAGGAGCGAGUGGUCGUGUUGGACGCGGUGCAACGCGUGGCCAGAGAAUUCUCUCGCCGCUCGAGGAAGACCGGAAGCGUGUACACAUCCAACUCGCCGAGACAGCUUUAUAGACCGAGGCCGGAGUCGGAUCUCUUGGAUUCACCCCCGCCAUUAUCGCCGGAAAUAAGGGAGCGGCGAAUCAUCGCCGAGCAUCAAAAGCAGCUCGAGAAGGAGAUACAAGAAAUGCACGACACUUUGAGACGCAACGCGAUGAGGAGGCAGCUCUCUUCCUGCAACACCUGGGACUCGAAUUCGUUAUCCUCUUUCAACUCAUCGAUAGAUUCCAUAAUGGGAACGAUCACGCUUAGAAGAUACCGCACACCGCACAUUUGGGAUGCCAUUAAAGGAAAUUCGCCGGCUCGGUCGAGUUUACGCGAGAAUCAUAACACGGGCGAAAGUAAAUUCAACACGGAGAUGAUCAGUCGGGAGGAGUCACCGACGUGGAGUACGCGGAUCGCUCGAAGCAAGGAAUUGGACUACGCCGAGUCGAAGAAUGAAGACGAAUUGCCAUCUUGGGACACGCUCGAGGCGACUCUGAACAGAAGGCUGUGUAAUUACGGGAACGUUCUGCCGGAAUCCUUGGAAACGGACGAAAGUGUUGGGAAAAAAGUACGGGAAGACGCUGGAAAAUCACUUUUCGUCCCGAGGCGAGAACGCUUUUAACACGCGUUGUUGCUGUUGUGCGUUUCAUCGAUCGUGGCCCGAUAUCCAAGCUGCGAAUACGAAACAUCGAUGAAUAGUUUGCGUGCUUUUGCAAAAUCGUCAAAUAAAUCGUUGCGUUUCGAGUGUUAUAUGUUUAGUGGGAAGAUGGUUGUAUCGGGCUUGUUCAUCCCGUCGAUGAAACUCGAUGGAAACUUAACUCUCGCAGACAACGGGUAACUUCACGCCUCGAAAGUGCUCUCGUUUAUUCUCGUAAGUACAUAACGAUUACACACGGUGACUCUGUAACCUCUCGUAAAACUCGAUAGUGGAAAUUGGAACAUCGAUAGUUUAAAUUUUAAUCCGAACGCUCGAAAAUGAUCCAAGUAUUUUAGUUUCGAUAUUUCGAUAGUUGAUUAAGAAACAUCCACGUGUAUUUAUCUCUUCGUAUUUAUCUCUGAAAAAUCUCGUAGAUUAACCGAUGGACCGAUACGACGAAAGUAAAAUUCGCCUGCAAUCUCUUUCAUCGAUCUUCGCCACCUACGGCUACAUGGCCGUACAUUUUUAUUAAGGAUUCCUUAAUAAAGGGAUCCUUUCGUUUCUCUCGGUACGAAAUUUUUCUCCUAGUAUUUUUAUCUAAUAUGGCGUUGGCAAAGAAUAGAAAGUCGAGCGCGUAUCCAACACGUGGCGACCAACCUUUACGCCAAUCCACGGAAGGAAGUCGAUUUGUUUCGAUAAAUAAAUAAAUCACUUUCCCCUUAUUAUUUAUUCGUAUAUUCGGUUGGUUUAUUCAUAACCGCGAUUUACAUUGUUCGCUCACAUCCGCCAUUUGUUCGUUCGCCUUUUUUUCGUUUUGUUGGCGGCGCAUAAAUCAACGGCGUUGAUUCAAUUCGAGAAAUUUUCUAACAAUCGUUUCGAAACGAGAUUUGAUAUACGGGAAAGUUUGGCAUUCGGUUCGGUCAACGCGAAUUUAACCCGAAUUUGGGAAAACGUGGGAUCGAGGGUAAUUGGAAGUAGACAGACGUAGAGGUUCUCUAUGAGGCCGCGUUUCGAUUAACUGAAUGU